AGUCAGAGAUCAGUGUCUCGUGAAAAGUCGAAGAGUUCGCGCGCGUAUCACGGGUAUCAUUCUAAAUCUAACUCGGUUUCUUUCCUCUGUUUUGUCUCGUGAUUUGACAGUGGUGAAACAUUGCAUGUGACAUUUAUAACAUGUUGCUCUUUGGUUGGAUGAUUUGCAUUUUUAUUAUAGUUAAUCGGGCGGUGGCGAACAGUGGCUUUAAAAGCUACCCAACGACGGUGAAAACCUUUGAAAAUGACACUGUAGUGUUACCCUGUUACGUCGAAGAUCUCGAUAACGUGCAGACCAGAGUGAGAUGGUGGAGGGACGGCACCCUUUUGGCUGACAGCGGUGAUCCGCGACACGAAUCACCUGAAAGAGUUAGGAUGUACUCGAACAGCAGCCUGGAGGUUUCCCACGUGAGACGGAACGAUACCGGGGAAUAUGUAUGCCAGGCGUCUCGGCCAGCUCCUUGGGGACACGCUACGCAAGUACACGAAAUCGAAGUAAUGUAUUCGCCUACCGUCUAUCCAGUAUCAAGUAAACUCGAAGUGAACUUGGGAGAAGAGGUGGACAUGGCUUGUGUCGCUAAGGGCGUUCCAAUUCCUAUCGUAUCGUGGAGAAACAAGGACGGCGAGAUACCGUUUUUGUAUGAUAGAUCGCGUUUGCGAUUUCACGCCGAAAAACCCAGCGACGCCGGCCGAUAUACUUGCGUCGCGGAUAACGGCGUCGGUGAACCAGCUACGGCGACCAUAGAUCUGUACGUUAGAUACAAGCCGAAGAUCGAGAUGAUGAAGACGUGGAUGCACGCACCCCCAGGAAUACGAGUGCAGUUGAAUUGCGGGGUCACUGCUUGGCCGGAGGCGAAGGUAGAGUGGUGUUUCAACAACGAAAGCGUGAAUUACUCCUCGCGAAUAGUGAAGCACAACGCGGGCAGCGAUCACAGCUUGGUGAUAAGGAACGUCAGGACGACGGAUUACGGGUUUUACUUGUGCAGGGCUUCUAAUUCUUUAGGAAUCACUGAGGCGGCGGUCGAAUUAUCGGGUGUCGCGAACCCGGCCGUGUUUAAGAAAGCGUACAGCCUCUCGAAGACCUCGUACAAUUUCGUCUGGGAGGUCUACAGUUACAAUCCCAUUGUUCAACACGAGUUCAGAUUUCGUAAAGUUACGAAUGGGGUUCCUGGUGCAUGGCGCAAGCUGUAUAUACCCAGUGGCAGCGAUGAAAAUAGUUUCAUACAUACGUAUUCGUUUAAAUUGACCGGUUUAGAAGAAGCUACGCAUUACGAGGCGUUGAUACUGUCGAAAAAUCGUUACGGCUGGAGCAAACCGUCGGAGAUAAUACGAUUCGCUACAGAAGGCGCACCAGACAAGGACAACUACAUAACUAACGCGAUACAGGAGAACAAAAUUAUACCCGCGGUGCAACUUGCAUCGAUAUCGCAACACUCUCCUCUGGAUGCUGCUAACAGCGGAGGUUCUCUUAAUCAAGGAAAAAUCGCAACAAUGAUAUUGGUAUUAUAUGUCCUCAAUUAUCGUGGCAAUAUAUAAAACUUCAUUAUGUCGAUCGGAAAGAAGAGUUAUACUUUGGUUUUACGUGAUGAGCUGUUAUUGCAGAGGUGGGGAACGUGCGGCUUCUUUGUACGGUUUCAAAUUAUGUAUUUAUAUUUGAAUGUAUUCAAUUACUUUCAAGUAAGAAACAAAUGCAAA
Ceratina calcarata is the source of this 1694-nucleotide messenger RNA. RefSeq names its product neurotrimin. Gene Ontology annotation, molecular function: axon guidance receptor activity; protein binding. NCBI's taxonomy places the organism in Eukaryota, Metazoa, Arthropoda, Insecta, Hymenoptera, Apidae. The record is from RefSeq and is a predicted model, not a curated record. The coding region runs from base 141 to 1535 and encodes 464 amino acids. The transcript has 10 exons. Gene Ontology annotation, biological process: synapse organization; homophilic cell-cell adhesion. Gene Ontology annotation, cellular component: neuronal cell body; axon; plasma membrane.